AUGUAUGAACAAAAACUAGCUAUAGGAAUUGUUAAUGAAGCUUUUGGUGAUGAUGUUUCAAAAGUUUUUGAAUUUUUAGUACAUAGAGGAAAAUCAUCAUUUAAAAUUAUAAACCAAGCAUUACAGGGUACAGUUGGAUUAAAAAGAAUCAAGCAAUGUCUAUUGGUAUUGAUUCAACAUAAUUUAGCAACCUUUGAAGAGUUUUUAAUACCUUUGGGUAAAGAUGAACAAGAAUCAUUAACACCUGGUGAUCCAUUCCCAUCAGAUUCAGUAUAUGAAGCAAUUAUAGUUAAUGCAAUUCAUCGUUUAAGAUUCCCAAAGUUUAUAAAUUUUAUUAAAGUUUCAAAAGGUGAUGAAGCAGCAUUCAUAUUGGAAGAGUUAAUAGAUCAUGGUAGAUUACCUAUGGAUAUGAUAUUAAAGCAAGCCUCUGCAUACAGUCGUGCAGCAGAUUCUUUUGAAGAUACCGAAGAGAUUACUAAAAGAUUUGAAGAUAUAUUUACAAAAUUAAUUAUGGAUCAAUUUAUAAUGAGAGCACCCCGUCCACGUCCAAUAAACGAUCAAGAUCAAUCCAAUGCAAUUAAUAAAGAGGCAAAGAAAACUAAAGAUUCACAAUCAUCAUCAAAUAAAAAAGAAGCAGAUCCAUUUGCAUUACCAGCUGGUUUUUCAUCGAAUGGUCCCCUAUCUAACGAUAAUUUACCAAAUUUACCAUUAGAUAUCUUAACUGGUGGGGGUGCAACCAACAAUGGUAGUUCUGCACCAUUACACCCAAAUGGUAAUAAAACAGCAAAAAAAAAUGGUCCAAAAGUUCAACUAUCUACCACCACUACCACAACAACAUCAAGUAAAUCAACAUCAAAAACAACAGGUAAAAAAAGAAAGAAUAUAGUCGAAGAGGAUGAUGAGGCUAAUGAAAGUCCAGAUGUUUUAAUGAUUUCAGAAUCAGCUCAAUUAAAUGUACAUGAUAUAGGCGAUAGUAAUAUUCAACCAAAUAAAAAGAGUAAAUUAGAUGUAUAUACAGUAGUAUCGCCACAAGAACAACAGCAAAGAAUUAUAAAUGAUGAAACUCGUGUACUUUGGACUAUAAAUUAUGAACAGUUUGUCACAGAAUUCAAAUUAAAAGCAUGUUAUGAUUUUGUUGUCGAAAAGAAUAAUCAGCAAUCAGGUUUACUCUUUAAUGCAAUGGUCAAGCUUUGCAAGAGAUCUAUUCGUUCAAAUUCAGAUACCCUCACAAGUUGUGUAUAUGGUGAAAAUGCAUUAGAAGAAUACAAUCGUGAUUUGGAUCCAUCCAAGAGAAUGGACAAGCUCCAAUUUGAAAAAUAUUUAUCAGUCAUGCAAGCAUCACGUCCAAGUAUGGUAACUAAAAUGCAAACUAAAUCUAAACAAUCAUCAUCCUCAGAGUUGGGAGCCUAUCAAGUAAAUGUUGGCAAUAUUAUAGCGGUCAUUAAACAGAAAAUGGUAGAGUCUAUCAUUAAACAAAAGUUUGGUGAUAACGGUUUACGUGUUUUCAAAUUACUUUUAAUUAAAAACCUUUUAGAACCAAAGCAAAUAGCCGAUCUUGCAAUGAUCCCCAUCAAAGAAUGCAAAGCACUUUUAUUCAAUAUGAUGCAAAAGAAUAUUAUCCGUCUUCAAGAGGUACCACGUUCUUCAGACCAUUUUGCAAAUCGUACUUUUUAUUUAUUCUUCGUAGAUCUUCCAAGUAUAAUCAGAGAUUUCACCGAAGACAUUUUCAAAGCAAUCUAUAAUACUCGUGAACGUCUCAACAGCGAAUUAGCCCCCCACAAAGAUAUGUUGGAUAAAAUGAGUGAAUUAGAUGAAGAAUCACCAGUUACAGAAGAUCAAACUAAAAUAUUUAAAAAAACAGAUAGAAUAACACAAACUUUAUUAACAGUAAUUUUAAAUUUAGAUAAUGAUUUAUUACAUUUAUAUAGUUUUUAAAUAAAUAAAAAAAAAAAUACUUCAAAAUUUAUUAUUUACCC
Molecule: messenger RNA, 1976 nt
Organism: Dictyostelium purpureum
Lineage: Eukaryota; Evosea; Eumycetozoa; Dictyosteliales; Dictyosteliaceae
Exons: 2
Coding region: 1-1935 (644 amino acids)
Cellular component (GO): RNA polymerase III complex
Molecular function (GO): single-stranded DNA binding
Source: RefSeq, a predicted model, not a curated record